AUGAUCAAAAUCAUUUUCCUGCAAAUUGUACUGUAUGUGGUCGCCUGCAAUGUCCUUUGCCUCCACGCCAGCGGCCAUUCCAGCGAAACAUGCCCACAGAAGAAUAGUGAGUCUGGAGAAAUGGGAUCCAAAUGGGUAAGACACGAAUUAUUAGUCACUACUAUUUAAUUGAGACUUUUUUUCUAGGUUUUUUUUUUGGGACUUUUUUUUUUUGGGACUUUUUUUUUAGGUUUUCUGAUUUUAAGUCAGUCUAUGAAGGUCUCAAUAGAGUCACGACUUUUUCGGCGAUCGGUUAAAAUUUUGGCCAUUAGGCGGCUAACGGUAAACGCCAGAAUUGUUUUUUCGGUUAACUUUCUUUAUGACUAACAGUCAAAAUUUGUCAUUUGUUACGCCUAACGGUUAAAUAUUUUGGCCGGUUUACGGCUAACGGUUAACCCAUUGAGAGCCUCUAGAAUAUGUUCUCUGUUUCCGUUCAAUCGAGUUCCUCUUGCCUUCAAGUUUCCAAAAAUAAUUAAAUCAUUUCCAGCAUGUAAAUAAGUGUAGUGUAAACAUGCAUAGUGAGUAUACAGCAGAGCGAAUGUUGUAAUAAAACGACAUUGAAAAAGACUUUUUCGAGGCGUUUAAAAGAAUUGAUUGAAACUAGUAAAACAUUAAUAUAGUAAAUAGAACACUGAUAACUGUGAGUGCAAAUAAGUGAGGCCUCGGAAACUGAUAUGUAUAUGAGCUGAUAACCGAGAUAAACGGACCAAUCGCAAGUCCAAAACUUCAAUAUCUAAAUUCCGCGUCUAGCGGAAGCGAAAGGGAAGGGGUGAUUUUCUUAUUUCGAAACUUUUACUGAUAAAUAAGUCAGCAGGGUAAAUAUUUGAUUUUUUGGUCUUUUGUCUGUUUUAGAAACAAGCGACGCAAUCUAACAGCAAAGAUUUUCAAAGCAUUUCUGAAAUAGAGCAUGCGCUAAACGAUCUGCACUCAAAGUCAGCUGGUUUUCCCGAGUUCCAAAAAAAACUUGAUGAGGUAAAGGCCUCGGUGGAAGAACAGAAAGACAAGAACAAAGAUAGUUGCAAAGGCAAAUCGAAUAAAAUAUCCUAUGAAGAAAUGAAAAAAGUUAUUACAACCACUACAAAUAGCGUUGAAAAAUUUAAAAGUAAAGAUCCUCUGAACAUUUUAAAGGGUGUUCUUGACAUUGUCUCAAGCCUUUUAAACCUGGUUGAACCUGGUAAACCUUACAGCUUUAUUUUACGGAGACUUUCAGAAGCCGUUGGCGUGUUGAUAAUGGAAAGCAAACCAAAUCAGCCAAGUGUGGUACACCAACUAACAAAUGUUGUUCACCAUGAGAUGAUUCAAUUUAACAAAAGGUUACAUGAUCAGAAAUAUAACGGGCUCAAACGUCGCGUGUCAGAACAAAUUUUUCAGUUUCAGGGAAUAAAAGAAGAGGAGAAAUUAGAUGAUCCUACUCUGUGGAAUGAUUACGCGCAAUUUUUGGGUGAGCUUUCGAUCAGGUUUGAGUCACCGCUUCCUUUCAAGUAUGAAGGCAACCUGACAGAGGAUCCCGAUGUGAAAGAUUUCGUAACAGCCGUAGUUAAGUACUCUGAAGCUCACUCUUGCUUCAUGGCUCUUCUGUUCGUUGCCAAAGCAAAAUAUUUAGAAUUAGGAUCCACGCACGAAGACGACGUAGCCACUUUGGACCGUAAAAUGACUUUCCAAAUUAAAGAAGCUAAAGAGAAACUCUCUUUUCUGUCUGAUAAAAGAUUUUUGAAAUUUCGUGGAAGAAUUGAGGGCGGAAAACUCACCAAAAUUCUGGCUUUAAGCCGAAUAAAUCGUAAUAGAGACCUGGUAGAAAUCGUUCGUCAAAGCUUAGGUUUGUCGCCAAUGCCGAAUUCAACAACAGUCGGGUCUUCUGCAAAGAAAGUGAGUCAACAGGAAGUGACUUUGAGGUCAGUAGAGAACUGCAAUUGCUUUCUUUGCCAGUUCUUUGGCUAUAAUUAUUCCAUUCAGUUUAUCAAUGAAGCUGACCUUCCAAUAAAGAUUGUUUUGGGUGAAGUCGGCUGGAGUCAUGGAAACCAACUUCAGUUUGAGCAAAACCUUUCACCUCGCUCAUCGCAUAGCCAGAAGACUAAUUUCAGCUUCUCUACCGGUGGGUACAUUAUUCUGUAUUUAGAAGGCAAUAUGUUGAGCUCUGAUUUCCAUACCAGAAUUAUCGAGUUUGCAGUGUCGAAUCUUUUUUACGAAACUAAAAUUAGCAUGCAAGACAAAACUGACGCAGAGUUUUUGCGCGGUCUGAACGCCUACAACGAGAGGUCUGAGGAGACUGUAACUCUGUACUUUUCUGAAAAUGGAAAACAUUACAUUGCCAAAGCUGAGAUUUUUGUUUGUUGGCCCGAUCACAUUUUUCGAUUCACCAUUCAAGACUUUGACCCAGAAGCCGUUGGAGAUGGAGAACAUUAG
Pocillopora meandrina is the source of this 2442-nucleotide messenger RNA. Lineage: Eukaryota; Metazoa; Cnidaria; Anthozoa; Scleractinia; Pocilloporidae. The record is from the annotation of a GenBank genome assembly.